CUCCCCUAUAUAAGAUGUGGCGAACAUAUGCAACUCUCUCUGUGUCUGCUUUGAGGUUGGUUCUAGAAUCGGGGGGUGUCUAGAUAUUAGGUGCAUUCCAUGGGCUCUUUGUUCGGUGACUGGCCGUCAUAUGACCCUCACAACUUCAGCCAGCUCCGGCCCUCCGAUCCUUCCACUCCUUCUAAAAUGACACCUGCUACCUAUCAUCCAACUCACAGCCGGACCCUUCCCCCACCUGAUCAAGUGAUAACUACCGAAACCAAAAAUAUUCUUUUGAGGCACAUGUAUCAGAAUGAUGAAGAGAAGUUGAGACAAAAGCGAGCUGCAUCAGAACAUCUUUUACCAGAGCAUGGAUCCAAGCAACUUAGGGCUUCUGUCUCAGAUAAUGCAAAACAAGCUUAACUGCUUCUGGCAACGGGACCCGACUGAUGUUGCAUGGAAAUUGGAAACAUACCGAUCAAUGUGAAUAGUUUUGUCAGUGUCAAAGAUGCGUGGUGUGUGCCCUGUCUUAGACAAAAGGGGUUUGCUUGCGCAUUGUUGUGAAAGGUGCUUAACCAUACAUGUAAACUAUGUGUGUAUAAACUAGUUAUAGAGCUUAAAUGGAAUUAAAUAUUUAGAUGCAUGCUUUGCUUUAUGUUAUCGUUCUCUAUAUGUCCAAGUUCUAUCUCGCAUUUGAGCGAGGAAUCAUUCUUCGCGCAGAAGAUGCAUGUAUAAGGUGGUUCCAGGUUCAGAAGGUGCAUGCCAGAGAGCAAUGUGCUACAUAGUAUUCUGUCUUUUUCUUGGCUUGUUAAAACGUUUUAAAGGUGUACUAACAUUUUCAUGUGAUUUGUUGAUUCACAUAUGCG
Prunus avium (sweet cherry) is the source of this 845-nucleotide messenger RNA. RefSeq names its product DET1 complexing ubiquitin ligase. Gene Ontology annotation, biological process: positive regulation of proteasomal ubiquitin-dependent protein catabolic process. The record is from RefSeq and is a predicted model, not a curated record. Gene Ontology annotation, cellular component: Cul4-RING E3 ubiquitin ligase complex. NCBI's taxonomy places the organism in Eukaryota, Viridiplantae, Streptophyta, Magnoliopsida, Rosales, Rosaceae.